UUUAAGGAAAAUGACUCAUUGGUUUCAUAGGAACCCAUUAAAAGCCACAGCUCCUGUAUCUUUUAACUACUAUGGUGUAGUCAUGGGUCCUGCUGCUUCAAAAGCUUGCAGUGACUUGAGAGCAUCCCGGGCACGGCUUCUUGAACUGUUCACGGAUUUGAGUUGUAAUCCAGAAAUGAUGAAAAAUGCAGCAGAUUCCUAUUUUUCACUUCUACAAGGUUUCAUAAAUUCAUUGGAUGGAUCUACCCAAGAGAGCAAGUUACGCUAUAUUCAGAAUUUUAAAUGGACAGAUACAUUACAAGGACAAAUCCCAAGUGCCCAGCAAGAUGGUGUUUUUGAAUUAAUUUCUAUGGGAUUUAAUGUUGCUUUAUGGUAUACCAAAUAUGCUUCAAGACUGGCUGGAAAAGAAAACAUAACAGAAGAUGAAGCAAAAGAAGUUCAUCGAAGCCUAAGAAUUGCAGCUGGCAUUUUUAAACAUUUAAAGGAAAAUCAUGUCCCAAAGCUUAUUACACCUGCAGAAAAAGGAAGGGAUUUAGAGACACGACUCAUAGAUGCUUAUAUCAUCCAGUGCCAGGCUGAGGCUCAAGAAGUAACAAUCGCUCGAGCAAUUGAACUAAAACAUGCUCCACAACUUAUUGCUGCACUGGCAUAUGAAACAGCUAAUUUUUAUCAAAAAGCUGAUCAUACUUUAUCCAGUUUGGAGCCUGCGUACUCUGCAAAAUGGAGAAAAUAUCUUCUCUUAAAAAUGUGUUUCUACAUGGCAUAUGCUUACUGUUAUCAUGGUCAGACUUUGUUGGCUAGUGAUAAAUGUGGUGAAGCAAUAAGGUCUCUCCAAGAAGCAGAAAAAUUAUAUACUAAGGCUGAAACCUUAUGCAAAGAAUAUGGGGAAACCAAAGGACCUGGACCAACAGUAAAACCUGCGGAAUACUUGUUCUUUACAAAACUUGGAAAUCUUGUGAAGACUUCCCUAGAAAAGUGCCAAAGAGAAAAUGGAUUUAUAUACUUCCAAAAAAUCCCAGUGGAAGCCCCACAACUGGAACUCAAGGCAAAUUAUGGUCUUGUGGAGCCCAUACCUUUCACAUUUCCUCCUACUAGUGCACUAUGGACACCAGAUACAUUGGCUGAGUUUGAUCUCACCAAGAGACCCAAGGAUGACAGUACGAAGCCCAAACCAGAUGAUGAAGUAAAACCUGUGAAAGAACCAGAUAUCAAACCUCAGAAGGACACUGGAUGCUGCAUUUCCUAAAAUGCACUGAAACAACAUGCACUUUGAGUUUCUC
Molecule: messenger RNA, 1280 nt
Organism: Elephantulus edwardii (Cape elephant shrew)
Lineage: Eukaryota; Metazoa; Chordata; Mammalia; Macroscelidea; Macroscelididae
Gene: BROX
Product: BRO1 domain and CAAX motif containing
Exons: 12
Coding region: 11-1246 (411 amino acids)
Source: RefSeq, a predicted model, not a curated record